Molecule: messenger RNA, 3334 nt
Organism: Eublepharis macularius
Lineage: Eukaryota; Metazoa; Chordata; Lepidosauria; Squamata; Eublepharidae
Product: scaffold attachment factor B1-like
Exons: 21
Coding region: 103-3099 (998 amino acids)
Biological process (GO): regulation of mRNA processing; regulation of transcription by RNA polymerase II
Cellular component (GO): nucleus
Molecular function (GO): RNA binding; sequence-specific DNA binding
Source: RefSeq, a predicted model, not a curated record
UCCACGCAUGCGCACACAGGCAGCAGCCGCCAUUUUGCGCGCCGCUUUCAUCAGUCUUUUGGGUUAAAAAAAAGUAAGCCUUAAGGAGAGCGCUCGCUUCCAAUGGCGUCGGAGAACGAGGCCAGACUUCCUGGAGAGGAAACAGCGUCCCACAGCAGCGGCGGCGGCGCUUCGGAAGGUCCCGGGGGUAGCGCUGGGGGGAUGGUGACGAUGCGGCGCCUCAGCGACCUGCGAGUAAUCGACCUGCGAGCCGAACUGAAGCGCCGAGGUUUGGACAGCAGCGGCAACAAGAGCGUUCUCCUUGAGCGGCUUCGGAAGGUCAUUGAGGAGGGAGGAGGAGAUCCAGAUGAGAUUCCAGUGGUGUCCGAAACAACCAUCAAGAAGACUCCCAAAAGAAAUAGCAAAGGACGUAGACCAGAGGAAGAGGGUGUUGAAGAUAAUGGCCUUGAGGAGGAUUUUGGAGAUGGACAGGAGGAUAUUGAAGCAAGUUUGGAUAACUUGCAGGAUAUUGACAUGAUGGAUAUUAGUGUGUUAGAUGAAGCUGAAAUAGAUAACAGCUGUGCGGUAGACUGCCAAGCAGACGGCAGUGCUGAGAGUGGGCUUGUCUCCCUCUCUGACAGUAAAGGAAAUGCUGAGGCAGGAAGGAGAGAACUUCCACAGCAACUUGCAGGAAGUCCUGCAGGUGACAUUGAGGCACCUCCGCAUUUGCCAGACAUUAAAGAAGACCCGAGAGAAAUACCAGUAGCUGUGGUUGGAGGUGAAGAUGCUGGAAGCAUCAUGGAACUGGUGGCGUCUGACUUCAACAGUGCGAAGGAACUGGAAGAGUUUCCUCUGGAAUCAGAAAAUGAGAAAAUGCUCGACAUUUUGGGUGACACUUGUAAAUCUGAGCCCCUUAAAGAAGACACUUCCGAAGCGGAGCAGGCACAGGAAGCGAAAAACCCGUUGCCGGGCAAAAAGGCAGCCGAGGAAGAGGAAGACACGCUUGCCGCCACCGCUGUGUCAGAAGAAGACCUUUUAGAUACGGAAAGCCUCUCAGCCCAGGCUGUGGGCAGAAAGCAGGAGGAGGCGGAGGCAAAGCACUUAGUGGUAGCGGCAGGGGAGACGAGCGAGCAGACAGGCGAGGAAGCCCGACCGGACUCGGACUGUGUAGCGGUAGAGAGCAGGAGUGGUGGAGGAGGAGGAGGAGGAGGUGGUGAUGAGAGUAGCAAAACAGCAGCUCAAACUCUGGAAGCCAGUAGUGAGGAAAGUGCGGUUAGCCAAGAGGCCGCGAAGACGGAAGAGAAAUCUCAGUGUGCGGAAGACUCCUCCUCUGCCACUAGAGAGUCCUCUGCCCCAGAGGGUGGUGAUCAGAACACGAGUUCUAAUGCGGAUCCAGAAGCUCAAGGUGUUUCCAAAGAUGAGAAGGCCCUGAGUCGGACCAGUAGCAGUUCUGGCAGAAAUCUGUGGGUGAGUGGGCUUUCCUCUUCGACCAGAGCUACAGAUCUGAAGAACUUGUUCAGCAAAUAUGGAAAGGUGGUGGGUGCGAAAGUGGUUACCAACGCCCGCAGUCCUGGCGCUCGUUGUUACGGCUUUGUCACCAUGUCUUCAUCCGAGGAAGCAACCAAGUGCAUCAGCCACCUCCACAGAACAGAGCUGCAUGGGAAAAUGAUCUCUGUGGAAAAAGCCAAAAAUGAACCUGCUGGGAAAAAGGCAUCCUUGGACAAGAAAGAAAGUGAAGUGAAGAAGGAAAAGGAGAGACACCAUUCUGUUGAUGCCAAAUCGGAAAAGUCUGCUGGCAUUAAAAAAGAAGAGAAAGCCGAUAAAAAGGAUGAUACAGAUAAGUCAGAGGAGAAAGAUGGUGGAGAGAAAAAAGAGAUGGAUGAGAACAAAGCGGGAUCCUCGGACCGUGCACGAUCUGUUAAAUCAGCAAGUCAGGGAACUGAGCGGACAGUGGUUAUGGAUAAGUCCAAAGGAGAGCCAGUUAUUAGUGUGAAAACCACAACCACAUCAAAAGAGAGAAGCACAAAAAGCCAUGACCGCAAGUCAGAGAGCAAAGAGAAGCAAGAUAUCCUGUCUUUUGAUAAAAUCAAAGAGCAGAGAGAACGGGAGCGACAGAGGCAGCGAGAGCGAGAGAUUCGAGAGACAGAACGCCGAAGUCUUCCUAGUCCUGGUGAUGGUACUGAUAAUUGGGUGGAUCUCCCACGUGUGUGUACAUUAAGCAGGGAGCGUGAACGGCGGGAGCGAGAGCAGCGGAUCCAGGCCGUCCGGGAGCGGGACGAAAGGCAGCGGCUCCAGCGAGAACGGGAGCGCCUGGAGUUUCAGAGGGAGCGCCUGGAGCGGGAGCGCCUGGAACGGGAGCGCCUGGAGCGGGAGCGCAUGCACAUUGAACAGGAGAGGCGGCGGGAGCAGGAGCGCAUCCAGCGUGAGAAGGAAGAACUGCGGCGGCAGCAGGAGCAGCUGCGCUAUGAGCAGGAGCGGCGCUCAGCCCUGCGGCGGCCCUAUGACCCAGAUGGGAGGCGUGAUGACUACUGGUCGGAAACAAAGCGGAUGGCUAUGGAUGACCGAUACCGUUCUGACUUUGGCCGGCAAGAUCGUUUCCACAGCUUUGACCAUCGAGACCGUGGCCGGUACCAGGAUCAUCCAGCGGACAGGAGAGAAAGUUCAAGAGGACUGCCAGAUCGGGAUGGGCAGCACUACCUGAAUGAGCGACACGGAGGGCCUGAUCGUCACUCGCGAUAUUCACGGGAUGGCUGGGGCGGCUACGGAUCUGACAGGAGACUGAGCGAAGGACGCGGGCUGCCUCCGCAAUCCAGAGAUGGACGUGACUGGGGCGAUCAUGGGCGCAAGCUUGAGGGACAUCAGGAUCGUUCCUGGCAGGACAGUGUUGAUGGAGAGAUGAUAGAGCGUGACCAUGAGAGAUGGCAAGGUGGCGAGCGGGGUAUCCCUGGUCCAGGAGGGCCUGGUCAUGUGAUGAGCAGAGGAGGAAUGUCUGGGCGUGGUGGGUUCGUGCAAGGUGGAGCCCAGAACCCAGUGGCACAAGGGGCAAGUGUACAAGGAGGCUUUACAGGCCAGGAUAGAUCGAACCGACCCAAUGAUGCUCGUUUCACCCGACGCUACUGAAGAUCCUUCUCUCUUUAACGCAUUUACUUCAUUACCAGCGUCACCCCUUUGGACUCUUGUCAUGGAAGGAGUUGAACCACAAAGCCCUGUUUGUAGCUUGCAUAUGAUGUGAACUCAGACAUCCCUCCCCCAAUAUGUUUUUAUUUGGGAUACCACUUGCUUGUUUCAGAGGAAGCAUUCCAUUUUCCAUAAAUAAUAAAUCUAUAUUGUACCGCACUCCUGGCGGUGAAGCCUC